AUGCAGAAAUCGGAGGGAGUAGAUGAAACCACAGAUUCGUGCGGUAGAUACAUUGCACAUGCGUUAAUUGGCGUGUUAGAGGAGGCGACCCCUGGCAGAUCUUAUCUUUUUGCGUCAAAAAAACUUGAAAAAGCGAAUAAUUUAACAAUUACCAGAUUUGUUCAAGACUCUUUAACCAAUUUCUUCUUACCUGAUGCAAUCACAGGGGAAAAAUUUAUCUUAUUUUUAUCUGAUGCUGCACCUUACAUGGUGAAAGCAGGACAAAAUUUAAAAAAUUUUUAUUCUGACAUGUUACAUGUAACCUGUUUGGCUCAUGGAAUUAAUAGAGUAGCAGAAUGUACAAGAGAGGAAUUUCCUUUGGUAAAUGACAUGAUUACCUUUGUAAAAAAAGUAUUUUUAAAAGCCCCAAUACGUAUUCAGUUGUACAAAGAAAAAUGCCCAAAUAUUUCCAUACCCCCACAACCAGUUGUAACACGUUGGAGUACAUGGCUUGAUGCAGUUAUGUUUUAUGCCGACAAUUACGAAACAGUUAAAAGUGUAAUAGACGAUCUGACAGACUCCUCUUCCUCCGCUCUUAUGAGUUCUAAAAAACUUUUUAAAAAUCCUCAAAUAAAAAAAGACCUAAUUUUUUUAAAAACCAAUUAUUUUUUUGUUUCUACCACUAUAACAAAAUUAGAAAAAUCAUAUGCUUCUUUAACAGAGUCGGUUGCUCUAAUAAAUCAGUUUGAGUCGGAUUGUAAAAAAAUCUGUGGAGUUACUGGGUCACUGUUUCGCAAAAAAAUGGAAUCUGUGAUUCAAAAUAAUACAGACUUUCAUAUUUUACAAAAUAUUGCAAAAAUGUUUGCAGGUGCAAAUACUAUAAAUGUGCCGGAUAUAAAAACAAGUAUAAUUUGUAAAUAUAAGUAUGCUCCUAUUACAUCAGUUGAUGUUGAAAGAAGUUUUUCUGUUUUUAAACACGGACAAGAGACAAAGUUUCCUUCUGGAAAACUUUGA
Messenger RNA from Psylliodes chrysocephalus, 993 nucleotides. The record is from the annotation of a GenBank genome assembly. Lineage: Eukaryota; Metazoa; Arthropoda; Insecta; Coleoptera; Chrysomelidae.